AUUCGCGCCUCACUGCCGCGUUGUCAGUCGAAGCGUGUCAUUAAAACCAAGAACACGUUUCCCUCUCCUCGAUCACCGUCGUGCGUCUACCUGAUCGUCACGAGUCGUCACAGCUACGGCGCAGUUUACAGCCGAUCUACAUUGCGUCGACACGAUGGCAGAACAGAAAGCAUGUUCUUCUUCUUGCGGACCGGGCUACAGAAGCCCGAAAGCGGCGAUGGUCGAAGGUCCACGCGAAAAGCUUAUAUACGUCGUCAGCAUACAUACGGAUCCCGAGAAGGCAGACGUUCUUAGCACCGUGGACGUGGAUCCUGACAGUCCUACGUACUGCCAGAUAAUACACAAACUGAGAAUGCCAGUGGUUGGUGAUGAAUUACAUCAUGCUGGCUGGAAUGUGUGCAGCAGCUGCCAUGGAUCAUCGACACGCAAACGUGACACUUUGGUGUUACCUUGUCUUAUGUCAGACCGGGUGUAUUUUGUCGAUACCAGUUGCGAGAAAGAACCGAAAAUUAAGAAGAUUCUGGAACCGCAACAAAUGCAGAAGUACGGGAUAUCAACGCCGCACACCUCGCAUUGCUUGCCAUCUGGCGUAAUAAUGAUCUCCACCAUGGGAAAACCCGAUGGCAACGGUUUGGGCGAAUUUUUCUGCAUCGAUGUAGAUACUCUGGAGGCGAAGGGUACAUGGACGAAGGGGCCCAAUAAAGCAGUUUUCGGGUACGACUAUUGGUACCAGCCAUAUCACGAUACGCUUAUCGCUACCGAAUGGGGUGUACCUAAAGCCUUCAAAAAGGGAUACAAUCCAGACGACUCUAAAGAUCCUACAAUCUAUGGGAGAAAUCUGAACGUGUACUCGUGGAAAGAGCAAAAGCUGAAGCAGACCAUCGAUUUGGGAGAGGACGGAAUCGCGCCCCUCGAGAUUCGAUUCCUCCACGAUCCUUACGCGUCCGAAGGAUUCGUGGGCUGCGCGGUAACAUCAAAUAUUUAUCGAUUCUACAAGACGAAGGAUGACUCGUGGAAGGCGGAGAAGGUGAUUCAAGUGCUUCCGAAGGAGGUCGAAGGAUGGCUGUUGCCUACGAUGCCAGGUAUGAUCACCGACAUCCUGAUAAGUCUCGACGACAAGUACCUGUACAUGUCCAAUUGGCUGCACGGCGACGUCAGGCAGUACGACAUCUCAAACACGAAGAAGCCGAGACUGACAGGUCAGGUCUUCCUUGGCGGAUCGAUACUGAGCGACUCGCAGGUGCGCGUGACGAAGGACGAGGAGAUGUGCAACCAGCCCGAUCCCGUGUACGUGAAAGGCCGUAGAUUGUACGGAGCGCCGCAGAUGUUGCAGCUAAGUCUGGACGGAAGUAGGCUGUACGUGACCACCUCCAUCUUCAAGCCGUGGGACCAGCAAUUCUACCCCGAUCUUUUGAAAUACGGAUCGACGAUGGUGAAACUCGAUAUCGACGUCAAGAAGGGCGGCAUGAAGCUCGACGAUCAAUUCCUCGUUGAUUUCGGCGCCGAUAAGAACGAUAUCCUACUCGCACACGAGAUGAGAUAUCCUGGUGGAGAUUCUACCUCCGAUAUAUGGUUGCCGGAAGAACACUGACUUCGAUGAUUGCGAUGGAGGGAUCACGCCAAAGAUACUUUGACAUCUGCGAGAGUAAUAAUGCAAUAUCAUUUUGUACGAUAAUAAUUCUGUACGAUUUUUCUCUGUAAUAAAGCUUCGCAAUAAUUUCA
This is a messenger RNA of Odontomachus brunneus, 1722 nucleotides long. Its product is annotated as methanethiol oxidase. NCBI's taxonomy places the organism in Eukaryota, Metazoa, Arthropoda, Insecta, Hymenoptera, Formicidae. The transcript has 8 exons. The coding region runs from base 155 to 1591 and encodes 478 amino acids. The record is from RefSeq and is a predicted model, not a curated record. Gene Ontology annotation, molecular function: selenium binding.